UCGUCCCUUUGAAACUACUACUACCGUUUGGUUUUCUUGCUCUUGCUCUUGUCUUGUCUUGUCUUGUCUUGCUUGCAUGAUUGUUGAUCAAUCAUCGGCUGCCUCGAAAGAGUUAGGUGCCUGACCUGGUAUACCUACAUAUUGAUACAUCUACUCUUAUAUGACUCUCAUACGCUUCUGCGUACAUACAUCGUACAUACGUUUCGUUUUGUUUCGUAUCUGCAACUCCGGCUCUAGUGUCCGCGCAUAUAUCGCAUUGGGGGGGACAACUUUGGAUCAAUCAUAACUCUACUCUACUUCUGCUGCCACAUCGCAUCGCAUCGCAUCGCAUCGAAUCGAAUAUCCUCUUUUUUUGGCACCCGAAUACCUCGAUUAUACUCGGGGAUCCGUUACUACGACACUGGGGCCUAACGUCGUUUCCAGGCACAGAUCUCGUAUCCUCGUAUCCUCGUUAAAUUGUCUUUUGCGUCCACUUGGUAUUCAGCUUGUCGCUUGCUGCCAACAAUUUCUUACAUCCGACUCCUUUGUGCAAGGCCAACUGCCAACUUUCUUUCGCUCGUCGUCCCGUUGCACAUACGUUUUUGUUCCGUCUCAUCUUGCUCUGCCUUGUUUAUUUUGCUCCCCGAAAAUAAAAAAUUCUCAGUCCAACCGGUACUACGAGUCAAAAUGACGAGCUGCAUUGGAGGUUUCCGCGCCUUUACGGCAAGAUUGCAGAAACUCAUCGGCGUCAAGUCCUCUAAGCCUGUUUCCGAGAAGCCGGCGCUGCAGAUUUCAGCACCGUUCAACUUCAAGCACGAGACGCUCUCGUUGCCGGGUGUGUCGGAAGAUGAGAUCGCGAUUCUGAAGGAGCAAGCAGCCGCAUCCCGCUUUGGAGCCGCUAACUCGUCGUCCUUCGGCACUCCGCGCAAGGCCCCGGCUCCGCCUUCUUCGCUACGUCCCGUUACGCCUGUGCUGAAGGUGACUCCAAGCACCCCUAUAUCACCCAUCGAAAACCUCAUUUAAAGCUGGCUGAGGGAUCUCUUCUCUAGACCAUUUUUGGAAAUGGAGGAAACGGAUAACAGGUUUGGCUGUAUCCGCGGAUCUCCUAGCUUCCUCGACACUUUACAUAAUAGGCGGUCACCCGACGAACGAAUUCACGAACACAGAACACGGCAACAUAGUACAUGGGGCUUGGCGUGUAGGAUACCAAGCGUGCUUGCUGCAUUAGACUUUGCUUUUUAUUUUUCUUAUAAGCAUUUCACCCAU
Molecule: messenger RNA, 1245 nt
Organism: Daldinia loculata
Lineage: Eukaryota; Fungi; Ascomycota; Sordariomycetes; Xylariales; Hypoxylaceae
Exons: 4
Coding region: 667-1002 (111 amino acids)
Source: RefSeq, a predicted model, not a curated record